UUCAAACAAUUUUUAAUUUUACUAUUGCAAAAAUAAAGAAAUUCAAAGAUGGUCAAAAAUAAUUAUUUUAAAAAAAGCCGUCACUGUAGCCUGUAAUUUGAAACUUUGAAGAACUUAACGACAAUUAAUAUUAUUCACACUUUCUUGCCAAUAAGUUGCCUAUGUAAACACUCCAUAAGCGUGAAUGAAAAACAAAACGUGUUCUGUUUUCUGAAUUAAUACUAUUGACAGUUGGGCAAUAUUAUUAAAACUUCUAACCUUUGAAAAAUUGUUUUUGAUUUUUGAUUGAAAUUUGUAGUUUUAAAUGAAUAAUUUCGAAAAGGGUAUUGACAGUUUUAAAAUUAGUAACAAUGUCUUCAAAAAUUUGAAAAGGAUUACAAAUCUGAAUGAAGAAGAGCGCACUGAUGGAGCGGUAACAAUGUUAAGACACCUGUUUAAUCAGGAAAGGGAUGCAAACGAAUACUGGUAUACUUUAAAGAGAUUGAUAAGGGGAUGUGGUUCAUCUACGACAGAAAGUCGAUCAAUAUUUUUUACUUGUCUGGUUGGAUUUUUGAAUUUUUCUUCAGAUGAGUGCCUUAGCUAUGAUCAGAUUUUGAAAAUCGCAAAAACUGAAUUAUGUUCAAAACCGGCAAUAGCAAGUAAAGAAGAUAGCGACGCUGUUACGGGAAUGAUAUUAAUUUGCGGCGCUUUAUUAAGAUCUAAAAAACAUGUUAUACUAAGUGGCGACAAUAUACGCGAUCUAACGAUGGCGUUGUUUAGUUUUUCUAAAUGUAAAUCUUAUCAUGAAGCUCUAGCGUACAUAUUUUGUGUAGAGUUAGUCAAAGUUUUAUCGGAAGAGCAAUUUAUUAAAUAUGGUUAUCCUACGAUAAAAAAAGAAAUUGACCAAUGUGAAAAAUUUAACAUUGGUCUUAUGUUUUUAAUGAUUGAAAUUGUUAAACAAUAUCCCAAUUUAGAUAUUGUUUCUGAACUGAGGACGGCUAUUGAAAAAUUAGCAACCCAAAAUAACUUUGAUGACAUAACCAGCAGUCUCUUAAAUAAUAGAAUACAAAAUUGCGAAAUGCUGCCUAUACUUGAUGUUGUUUGUAAUUUUUUAGCCAAUUGUAACUUUCUAAAGCUUCUGUGGCAACAAUCUAUUGAGUCACAUUUGAACAACUCAACAAAAAGCAUCGAAAGUUGUAUUUUGAAAAUUGCCACCAUUAUUUUUGGAAAAUCAACUAACGAAUUAUCCUAUAUGUUAUCAGGCAAAUUUCUUGAAUUAUUCUUGAAUGGACUUAAAUCAAAAAAGGAGGAGAAAGUUCAACAAAUUUACAAUAAUUUUGCUGAUGCAUUAUCCACUUAUUGUAGUAAAAGCGAAACGACUAACAUGGAGAAAUUGAAUAUAAUUAAAAAAAUAAUUUUGUAUCCAGGCAUGUUGAACGUAGAAAAAUUCACUAGUCAAAGAAUAAUUCACCAAAUUAUUUCGAAAUGUGAUGAAAGUUCUUUCAUUGAUUUAUAUAAUAUAUAUAAACAAGUUUUCUUAAACAAAUAUUUAAACGAUGAAAUUGAUAAAAGCGGUAACUGGUCCAAUGUGGAAAGAAUUCAUGCAGGCAAUAUGAUGCAGUAUUUAUUAAACCAUAAAGUUAUGCAAUCUUCUUACAAAUGGAGACAACAAGAAAUGAGGUCAAUUAUGGUUUUGGGAUUUUUCCAUGCGGACGAUACACAAAAUAUAAUAGAAAGUUCAAAAAAUAACGACAUAAUAAGUAAACAAUUAGCUGACCAAAUGAAAAAAAUUUUUUUCUGCAGUUUACAAAAUAAAUUUUCAUCUCUUGAGAAUGAAAACAAAUUAUUGUACUAUUUGGUUCAAACUUGCAAUGAAGUUUUAAAUAAAAAAAAUUAUGACAAGUUUUUCAGAUUUAACGUUAAAGAAAACCUAAUAAAUAUUUGGAACGAAAUGUUUGGGGAAAUUCAAAAAUUAAAAUCAUCUAAAUCAACGAAAAGAGAUGGUAAAUUAGAUUAUGUGUUUAAUAUUUUGUUAAUGCAUAUGGGAUUACAGCUUUUUAAAGAAUCGGAAAUGGCAGAAACGGCAAUAGUUGAUUUAAAAAUAUGUUUAAAGAAAUCAAAGGAAAAAACACAGAAAAAGCAAAAAAUAGAAGAAAACUUGUCAAAUUAUGAAGAACCCGACUGGAUUGAAGUAGUUGUAGACCUAAUUCUGCAUCUCUUAUCGCAAAACUCAAACUCUUUACGCAAUAUUAUAAGAAUUGUGUUUCCUCAUUUGUGUGAAUCUAUAACCCUUUCGUCUAUGAAUCAAAUUCUUGAAAUGCUCAUUAUGAAAAACGAGCUAAAUUCGCUAGCAAACCAAGACGAUGAUGAUUCUUCAGCGAUUGAAAAAGAAAACAAUCCUUACGAUGGCACAUCAAGUGAAAAUAGUGAUAACGAAAAUGCUGCUAAUAGCAGUGAGGAUAGUAGCGAUAGUGAAAACAGUAAUUUCGAAGAAAAUUUUUCCGAAGAACCAACAGAAGCAGAAAAACUUAAAAGCGCAAUAUCCCAAGCAUUAAUUAAAAACAAUUUAGACAAUGACGCUGAUUCAAUUGAUUUAGAUGAAAUGAGUGAAACAGAAGGUGCUAAGCUGGACGAAAUACUAACUGAAGUAUUCAAAAUGAAAAAAAAUAACAUAAAAAGCCGACGUUCUAAAGAUUAUCGCACAGAAUCUACAGCAUUAAUGCACUUUCGCAUUCGCGUUCUAGAUUUGAUAGACAUGUAUAUUCAAAACAAACCAGCUUUGUUGAUUGUACUAGAAAUUAUAAUUUCUUUGUUGAAUACUUUUAAGCACUAUACAAAUGCGGAAUUUGCACCCUUUUAUCAAAAGGUUCAAAAUAUUUUACAUAAAAUCACGAGUUUAAAGCAAUUUUCUACGGUUGAAGAAGUAGACAAUCUUUUUAAUUACUUUACUAAAAUAUUGCAUACAAAAUUUAAAGCUGUUGAAAAAGAGCAAUCCGCUAUUCACUGUAAAUGUGUAUUGUUUGUUAUAAAUCUAAACAAGAUACUGAAAGAAGAAAAUUUUGAUAAAAAAGUUAUAUCGGAACUGCAAAGUUGUGUAGAAGACUUUUUAAAAUCAAAAAAUGCCAAACUUAAUACUGAUUUUCUUAAGUAUUUAUUUCAAGGAAAUUGGUUUCGUGUAUGUAAACUGGCAAUUACCUUAAUUGAUAUAUCAUUAGAUCCCGUGGUGAAGUCGUACAAAAGAAUUCAAAUUUUAGAUUUUUUAGAAUUAUUGUAUAAAAAUAAUAAAAUAUGGAAGGUAAAUAAUGAAUCAAAAGAUAAAUAUUUUAAGAAAAUUGAAACAAAAUUUGAAGCUUAUUUGGAAUAUUUCCUUGAUAAAAACUUGUCUUCAAAAGAAUUUAAUAAAUUAAUAAAUUGUAUUUUGAUUAUCACUAACUGCCACGAAAAAAACCAUUCAGAAAUUGGAUUCAACAUAAAUAAUUUGUGUGAAAAUGUACAAACUCUUAGGAAAACAAUUAAUUUAGAGUCUUCUCAUAAUUACAUGAAAUUUUGUUCAAAUUACAACUUAAAACCCUUAACAAAUAAAAGCGAUUUGGAGUUGAAUGUUCCAAAUAAUAAGCGAAAAGGAUUGGAAAAGCAACAAGAUGUAACAAAAAUUAAAAAGGCAAAAGUUUAGAUAUUCAAAUAUAAAAAAUAAGGUUUUUUGUAAUUCUAAAGUUAUUUUUAGGAUUUUCUAUGUAAUAAUGAAAGUACCUACAAAAUAAAACUUUU
Condylostylus longicornis is the source of this 3747-nucleotide messenger RNA. It is a transcript of the gene Mybbp1A, whose product is annotated as myb-binding protein 1A. Gene Ontology annotation, biological process: regulation of DNA-templated transcription. The coding region runs from base 305 to 3652 and encodes 1115 amino acids. Gene Ontology annotation, cellular component: nucleolus. The transcript has a single exon. Lineage: Eukaryota; Metazoa; Arthropoda; Insecta; Diptera; Dolichopodidae. Gene Ontology annotation, molecular function: transcription corepressor activity; transcription factor binding; sequence-specific DNA binding. The record is from RefSeq and is a predicted model, not a curated record.